AUGUCAAACAAAUUUCAUUGUGAUGUUUGUUCUUCUGACGUUACUAAUAGAGUAAGGAUAUCAUGUGCAGAGUGCGAAGGUUACGACUUGUGCAUCUCGUGCUUCUCAAAUGGUGCAUCCACUGGGUCUCAUAAACCUUAUCACAAAUAUAGAGUUAUAGAACAACAUUGCUACCCGAUAUAUGAUGAUGAUUGGGGUGCAGAUGAAGAAUUGUUAUUGAUUGAAGGUGCUCAGCAGUAUGGAAUAGGGAAUUGGCAAGGAAUUGCUGACCAUAUAGGUUUUUCCAGAUCAAAGGAAGAAGUCGAAAAUCAUUAUCACAAAGUAUAUUUGGAUUCUAAAAAUUUUCCGUUUCCAGAUUCAAGUCUCGAUGAGAUAGAUAGUGAAAACAAAAGCACUAAAGAAAAUAAAGAUGAUUUAAGAAAAAAUGCUGGACAUAUACCCAAAAUCACUCCCCAAAUAUUUGCACAAAAUAGGAAAAAACGAAUUGAGAAAAAGAGAAAUACUCCAUUACCUCCACCAAAAACAAAACCCAUAGCAUCAACUCCACUUUGUCAUGAAAUUCAAGGCUACAUGCCUGGCAGAUUAGAAUUUGAAACCGAAUAUGAAAAUGAUGCUGAGGUUCCUGUUAAAGAUAUGACUUUUGAUCCAGAUGAUCAGCCUGGUGACAUUGAUUUAAAAUUAUCGAUUUUGCAUAUUUACAAUUCAAGAUUGACUCUUAGAGCUGAAAGAAAAAAAAUAAUGAUAAGAAAUAAUUUAUUGGAAUACAAGAAAAAUCUUUCGAUCGAAAAAAAAAAAACCAAAGAAGAAAGAGAACUAUUUAACAAAAUUAAACCUUUCAUACGGAUCAUGACUCCAGAAGAUUUUCAAAAAUUUUCAAAUGAUAUUUUAUUGGAAUCUCAAAUUAGAAAUAAAAUUUCUCAAUUGCAAAAUUGGAGAAAUGCUGGCUUAACCACAAUUGAAAGUGGGUUUAAAUAUGAAAAGGAUAAAUCUUCAAAGUCAACUGUAUCCCAAAGGUAUAACUUAUCAUCAAGACAUUCAAGAAAUGCAAACUAUAAUUCCUCGAGUCAUUUAGAUUUCCUUUCAUCAACCUUAACUUCUAAUGCAAACUCUUUAUAUUCAAACUUAUCUAACCCAUUGAUUCCAAAUAGCUCAUUGUCAAAUUCAAAUAACUCAAAUAUAAACUCCUCCAGCUUAAAUUUGGCAUUAAAUUCAAGUCCAAAUUUGGGUAUAAACUCUAGUUCAAACCCAAAUGCGUCAACACGAAAAAAUGUGCAGGCUCCUUUAGAUAUUUCCAAUGCAACCGAUGUUCACUUGUUGUCUAUGGACGAACAGAAACUUUGCUCGUCUUUGAGAAUCCUACCAAAGCCAUACAUGGCUAUAAAGGAAACACUAUUCAGAGAAAUCUUGAGAACUGGAGGCAUACUCAAGAAGAGAACUGCUAGAGAAUUGUUGAAGAUAGAUGUGAAUAAAACUUCCAAAAUAUACGAGUUUUUCUUGCAACAACGUUGGCUAAAGCAGAACUAG
Ascoidea rubescens DSM 1968 is the source of this 1524-nucleotide messenger RNA. It is a transcript of the gene ADA2, whose product is annotated as chromatin-binding transcription regulator ADA2. The transcript has a single exon. Gene Ontology annotation, biological process: regulation of transcription by RNA polymerase II; chromatin remodeling. Lineage: Eukaryota; Fungi; Ascomycota; Saccharomycetes; Ascoideales; Ascoideaceae. Bases 1 to 1524 code for a protein of 507 amino acids. Gene Ontology annotation, molecular function: protein binding; zinc ion binding; transcription coactivator activity. The record is from RefSeq and is a predicted model, not a curated record. Gene Ontology annotation, cellular component: nucleus; SAGA-type complex.